AUGGACGUGAUACACCUUCUGCGGAUAGAAUUCGUGGCGUCUGCAGCUCUGGUGCUUCUCGUAUACGCUGUUUCAGCACUGAAGAAUCGCUUCCUAGCCUAUGGCGCUCGUUCCUCUCCUUCAAGGUCAGACAAUCGACCUCAACGGCAGAAGGUUCAGCGGCCGAAGGGCAACACCCUCACUAUUGCAUUGGACCGCCUAGCAGACUUCCGGGUACCGCACAGCUGGUUCACCACCUUCUACGUGACAUCUGUGUCGUGCCUACUUUUCUGGCUGAUACAACUUCUUCUCCGGGGCCCUAAUUUCCGCGCAGUAGCAACUCGUACCUCACCGCCACAAUACAGCAUGACUUUUCGACAGGUGCUGGUCACUUGGGCAUUGAUGCUUGUCCAGAGUAGCCGCAGACUGUACGAAUGCUUACAGUUUGCGCGGCCUUCGACUUCAAAGAUGUGGAUCGGUCAUUGGCUGCUUGGUAUAGGCUUCUACGGGGCGAUGAGCAUUGCCGUGUGGGUUGAGGGCAUCCCCGCCAUACAAAAUUACACCUUCUCCUGGAACGACCUGCCCAUCACAAUGCCUAAUCUUCGUACUUUCAUUGCUGGUCUAAUUUUCAUCCUCGCCUCCGGCUUCCAGCACGACUGCCACGCAUAUCUCGCCUCGCUCAAGCCGAGAAGCAAAGCGAGUGCCGCAGACGGCAAGAGCGAUUACCAGCUUCCAGAACACCCGGCAUUCAGUCGUCUAAUCGCUCCCCAUUACACGGCCGAAUGCCUCAUAUACGUCGCUCUCGCGCUGAUAGCGACACCGCAAGGCGCUUGGCUGAACUGGACCAUAACCAGCGCCUUGCUGUUUGUUGUUAUCAAUCUUGGCGUUACGGCUGACGGUACGAAGAAGUGGUAUGAAACGAAGUUUGGUCCAGCCGCUGUCGCUGGCAAAUGGAGGAUGAUUCCAUUGAUCUUCUAA
Molecule: messenger RNA, 957 nt
Organism: Baudoinia panamericana UAMH 10762
Lineage: Eukaryota; Fungi; Ascomycota; Dothideomycetes; Mycosphaerellales; Teratosphaeriaceae
Exons: 3
Coding region: 1-957 (318 amino acids)
Biological process (GO): dolichol-linked oligosaccharide biosynthetic process; polyprenol catabolic process
Cellular component (GO): endoplasmic reticulum
Molecular function (GO): 3-oxo-5-alpha-steroid 4-dehydrogenase activity
Source: RefSeq, a predicted model, not a curated record